UUGCUUUACUCAAAAUCUCCCUAACCGUUCAAAAUCUCUCUUUCAAAGCUCCAAAUUAUGGAGAAACCAGUCGCCAAUCCCCGACAGCCCUUUGUUGCACUUAUUGUCGGCGUCACCGGCAUGGCAGGGCUGAGCUUAGCUGAAGCCUUGAAGAGUCCCAAAGCCCUUGGCGGUCCCUGGAAAGUUUACGGUUCAGCGUUGCGGCCCAUGCCAACCUGGUUCCCUUCCUCGGUCCUAGAUAAAUACAUCGCUUUCGAUGCCAUCGACGCUGGCGACACGGCCGAUAAGCUCGCUCCGUUCUCCGGCGAAGUCACCCAUUUGUUUUGGGUGGCCAUCCAGGUUCGUGAAAGUGAACAAGUAAACGUCACGGUAAAUGCAACUAUGUUAUCCAAUGUUCUCAACGUGUUGAAGGGCGGCCGCGGUUCAAGACUCAGCCACAUCACGGUUCAGACUGGAACCCAACAUUACAUGGGUCCGAUCCAUUAUUCGUCUGAGUCGACCCGUGGUUUCAACCCCCACGAACCACCGUUCGUGGAGGAUUUGCCCCGGUUGCCUUACCCGAAUUUUUACUAUGCGCUUGAAGACCUCUUGAAGUCAUACGUACCGACAUUGACGUACUCCGUGCACCGCUCGUCGAUCAUAAUAGGCGCGUCGUCGAGAAGCAGAUACAACGCGCUACUUACCCUCGCAGUGUAUGCAUCGAUCUGUCAACACGAGCGUUUACCGUUCUUGUACUUCGGCAGCCGGUACACAUGGGAACAUUUCUGCGACAUGUCCGAUGCUCGUGUGCUGGCAGAGCAGCAUAUAUGGGCCGCUGUAACCGAAGGCGCCAAGAACCAAGCUUUCAAUUGUGCUAAUGGCGAUGUAUUCACAUGGAAAAACGUGUGGAAGAAACUGUGCGACAUAUUUGAUCUCGAGUUCAUCACGUUCGAGGAAUCCAAAAUCUUCGAUUUCAUUGAGUUCAUGAAGGAGAAAAGCAAAGCAUGGGAUGAAAUUGUAGAGAAGCAUGGAUUAUACAAGACAAAAUUGGAGGAAAUUACAUGUCCAAUGGCUCUUAAAACUGUGUUGCAUUUUGGGUUUCAACAUGUAUGUAGUAUGAACAAAAGUAAAGAAUUUGGGUUCUAUGGGUAUGCAGAUACUCUCAAAAGUAUUCCUCUGUGGGUUAACAGACUCAGACACAUGAAGAUUAUACCUUAGUUUCUUUAUAUUCUGCUGUUAGUUGCUAAUGUUCU
This is a messenger RNA of Hibiscus syriacus, 1232 nucleotides long. RefSeq names its product 3-oxo-Delta(4,5)-steroid 5-beta-reductase-like. The coding region runs from base 58 to 1197 and encodes 379 amino acids. The transcript has a single exon. Lineage: Eukaryota; Viridiplantae; Streptophyta; Magnoliopsida; Malvales; Malvaceae. The record is from RefSeq and is a predicted model, not a curated record.